UAUCGCGGGGGGGAGGGGACAGUUCAGGCUUCGCACGCGUUGAAGGGAAAAGAUACUGCAAAUCGUUUCAGCAAUGGCUUAAAUGAACACCCCGUUUUACUUUAUAGGUUUAUUUUGUAGGGGACUUGGCUUACAUUUUCUUGCUCAACGCUGUGAUAUCCCGGGACGUCUUGAUGAUCCUCUCCCGACGAUCAUGGUGGCGGUCGAGCUCAUCGCGGAAUGUGCCAAAGAUAGAUGUCACCAUGCUCGAGGACACGUCGGCGUGUCCUGUCAAGCCUGCGGUCGAGGCCGGGGCUUCGCGAUCCAUGUUCAUGGUGGUGGUGGUGGUUGAGAUGGCCGUGGGUCGGGGUCGGGGGUUGUAAUCGUCACGAUCGAGAGGCUGGCCUUCUCGUGUUCGUUUGGUACCAGCCAUGGAAAAUCAAGGGAAGGAAGAACACACGUCGAGGGAGCCACAAUUCAAUGUUGGAAGUGACUGUGAAGAGGUCGCUCAUUAUUCAGUUGAAGCAGUGGGGAGUGGAUUGUGCUUCUGCUUAUCGAUAAGACAUCGAUCGCCCUCUCCAGUGUCAUCCAUACUUGAGAUUUUGACCAUGUAUUG
Molecule: messenger RNA, 595 nt
Organism: Penicilliopsis zonata CBS 506.65
Lineage: Eukaryota; Fungi; Ascomycota; Eurotiomycetes; Eurotiales; Aspergillaceae
Exons: 1
Coding region: 235-540 (101 amino acids)
Source: RefSeq, a predicted model, not a curated record